Rotaria socialis is the source of this 1179-nucleotide messenger RNA. NCBI's taxonomy places the organism in Eukaryota, Metazoa, Rotifera, Eurotatoria, Philodinida, Philodinidae. The record is from the annotation of a GenBank genome assembly.
AUGGACGAAACUCUUCUUAAUGAAAUACGCAAGAUGCAGCCAGAACUGGCUCUCAUUCGUCAAGACAUUCAUGCUCAUCCAGAAACAGCUAUGAACGAGACACGAACCGCCACUCUGGUUGCUAAUAAACUCAGAGAAUGGGGUGUGACUGUCACUGAAGGAGUGGGUGAUCUGGGUGUAGUAGGUAUGUUAACGAGUAAUACUCCUGGUAGUCGUUCUAUUGGCUUGCGAGCUGAUAUGGAUGCUUUGGAACUGAUUGAGAAAAAUGAUUUGCCCUAUGUUUCAACGAAUUCUGGUGUCAUGCAUGCGUGUGGUCACGAUGGCCACACAACGAUGUUACUUGGUGCUGCUAAAUAUCUAGCAGAAAAUCGAGAUUCAUUCUGUGGAGUUGUGUAUUUUGUUUUUCAACCAGCAGAAGAAAAACUCGAUGGUGCAAUUCGUAUGAUUGCAGAUAAACUAUUCGAUCGAUUUCCGAUGGAUGCCAUCUACGGACAACAUAAUUGGCCCCACAUAGGAAUUGGUCAAUUUGCGAUUCGACCAGGUCCAAUGAUGGCAGCAGCAGAUACUUGGACUGUUAUGUUUCGAGGUACUGGUGGUCAUGGUGCUGCACCCCAUUUAGCUACUGAUAUCACAGUAGUACUGGCACAAUUCCUUUUAUCAUUGCAAACAAUUGUUAGCCGUAACAUUUCACCGAUAGACACAGCCGUAAUUAGUGUCGGUGCAAUUCACAGCGGAUCUUUUGGUUCAUUAAAUGUUUUACCAUCGGAAAUUUGUAUCGGUGGCACUGCUCGUAGUUUUACCAAUGAAGUACGAAAUACAAUAGAACGACGUAUGACAGAAUUGGCUCAUGGCACGGCAAAUAACUUUGGCUGUACAGCUGAAGUACAAUACAAUCGAGAAGGAAUUCCAUUAGUCAAUCAUGUUCAAUGUACAGAAAAGGCAAUUAGAGCAGCUGAAAGUCUCGUCGGUACACAAAAUGUGAAUGGAAACCUAGCACCGACAAUGGGUGCCGAAGAUUUCGCUAGUAUGCUAGAGCAAAGACCAGGUGCUUAUAUUAUCGUAGGAAAUGGAAAUGAAUUUGGUAAACUUCAUUCACCAACAUACAACUUCAAUGAUGAUGCUAUUCCUUUUGGUACCAGCUAUUUUAUCAAACUGGUACAACUAGAACUGCAAGAAUAA